This is a messenger RNA of Dalotia coriaria, 1281 nucleotides long. RefSeq names its product nitric oxide synthase-interacting protein homolog. The coding region runs from base 339 to 1220 and encodes 293 amino acids. The transcript is spliced from 4 exons. Gene Ontology annotation, molecular function: ubiquitin protein ligase activity. Lineage: Eukaryota; Metazoa; Arthropoda; Insecta; Coleoptera; Staphylinidae. Gene Ontology annotation, cellular component: nucleus. The record is from RefSeq and is a predicted model, not a curated record.
GCAGCAGAUUUCUAAGUGGGGAGUCGCAAUGGAUAUUCAUCUGCUACAUUUUAGUAUUGUAUUAUUUAAUCUUUAAAUGUCAUACGUUAGCCUAUUUUCAUAUAAACAUGUAGCAACUGGUUUAUAAUUUUCUAAAUUCUAUUUUGUUCUUGGCAUAUAUUUAAACUUAAGUUAAAGAAAACAAGAUUUUAAAAAUGAUGUCUUCUGUACAAUCAAUAACCUUGCCCCUAGAAUGCAAGCAACCCAAUAUACACAAAUAAUUAACCCAACCUCAAACAAAAAUACAAACGCAGAUAUUCCAAACGUAAAUUUUUCUUGGCUUUUAAUAAUUUAAUACAAUGACGCGACAUGCACGUAAUUGCACUGCGGGUGCGGUUUACACCUACCACGAGAAGAAAAAAGACGCUGCGGCUUCCGGUUACGGUACAAACUCGAAGCGAUUGGGUAAAGAUUCAGUUAAAGAUUUUGAUUGUUGUUCACUGUCUUUACAACCAUGCAGAAACGCAGUUAUCACUAAAGAUGGUUACCUAUUUGAUAAAGAAGUUAUCCUUCAAUACAUAAUCACAAAGAAGAAUGAGUACAGCAGAAAGUUAAAGGAAUAUGAAAGACUCAAAAAGAAAGAGGAUGAUGAAUUGGAGCAGAAGGUUAUGGAAGCCACAGACAAGAAAAUCAACAAUUUUCUGAACUCUGAGAACAACAUUGUGAGUAAACCAAUUGAUGGCUUCAAAAGUGAGGCUUCCACUAGUUCUGCAUCCAUUUCAAAUAUGGAGAAUGGAAGGAACAAGGUUCUGCCUAGUUAUUGGGUACCAGGUCAACUAAAGGAAGCUGAGAAGCCCAAAGUGGAGAAACCAGAUAGUAAAAUCCCUUGUCCCAUUUCAGGCAAGCCAUUGAAAGCUAAAGAUUUAAUACCUGUUAAAUUUACGCCGGUUAAAGAUGCCAGUGAUAAGAAGUCACUGAUUGCGAAAGAAAAUCGCUACAUGUGUGCGAUAACGCAUGAUAUUUUAAGCAAUAGCGUUCCGUGCGCUGUUUUAAAACCAACUGGGGAUGUCGUAACGAUGGAAUGUAUUGAGAAAAUAAUCAAAAAGGAUUGGAUUCAUCCACUAACCGACCAGAAAUUGACGGAAAAAGAUAUUAUAGUGAUGCAAAGAGGUGGCACUGGAUAUUCACAAACAAACGAGAAACUUGAAGGUAAACACGAACGACCCGCUCUACAAGUAUAAAAGAAAACUUUUUCACAUUGAUUUAUGUAGGUUAGGAUUUAUUAAAUUUAAAUUAAAAGAA